CUGCUAGGGAAUCCCCCUCAUCAGGUCCAGUUCGCUACCGUGUCCGUGCAAAGGACCGAGGGCUCAAGAUGGAGACUAUCUCCAGGAUAUCCUCGAUGCUGGAAACAGGUAACGUCGUCGCGGGCAGUUGCUUGCCAAUUGUCCUCCGUGUUUGGGUAGAUGAAUUGGCUGAUCGUGCGAGCAGCUCGAGAGCUCACCCUUGAAGCAGCCCAGUCUGCAGCCAUGAGUAGGGGGACUAGUACCGGCUUAUCGAAUCGGAACCUGACUACAUCCCACAUCAAAAAGCUCCUGGAUAGUCGCAAUGACCGGGAGGUCUUGGACGGCAUGCGCCGGGUGAUUACGCUGAUGUACCGAUCCGAACCGUCCCUUCCUUUCUUCUCUGCCGUUGUCAAAAACGUGGCUAGCGCGAAUCUCGAGGUGAAGAAGUUGGUCUAUAUCUAUCUGGUCCACCAUGCGGAGGUGGAACCGGACCUUGCGCUCCUAUCCAUCAAUGCAAUCCAGAAGUCGCUUACUGACCAGAACCCCCACGCGCGGGCUAUGGCGCUUCGCACAAUGUCCGGGAUCAGAGUGCCAGUCAUCAGUCAGAUUGUGUCGCUUGCAAUCAAGAGAGGCUGCGGCGAUAUGAGCCCUCAUGUCCGCAAAGCGGCAGCGCUGGCCAUUCCCAAGUGUUAUCGCCUCGACCCAAAUACCCUCCCCCAACUCAUUGGGUAUCUCACUAUUUUGCUCGGCGAUACCCAGUAUUUUGUUCUCGGACCUACGGUCGCCGCCUUCCUGGAUGUUUGUCCGGACAGGAUCGAUCUCAUUCAUAAGCAUUACCGGAGCCUCGUGAAGAAGCUCGUCGACAUGGAUGAAUGGAGCCAGCUUUCAACGUUGCGCCUUUUAACUUUCUACUCUCGCAAGUGCUUCCCACUUAAGACCCAAAAAGGUAAACAGGCCGUGUCUGAAGGCUUCUAUGAGGACGAUGAGGCACCAGAGAGCAGCGGCGAUGGUAACGCGCAUGAAAUGCUUGUGUUAGAUCCUGAUCUUGAGUUCUUCCUGCGUACUUGCAAGCUCUUGUUGCAGAAUCGCAAUUCUGCUGUUAUCGUCAGUGUUGUCCGAUGUUUCCUUUACCUCGGUACUCCAGAGUACCUUGAUGCCGCCAUUGGUCCCUUGGUUGCGCUGCUUCGGAGUCCGCAAGAUACGCAACAUGUCGCGCUUUACAAUAUUGUUGCCGUUGCAUUAAAGCACCCUAAGCCGUUCACAAAAUAUGCGACACACUUUCUAGUCCACGCGGUAGACCCGCCUCAUAUUUGGCGUCUCAAGUUGGAAGUGCUCACGUUAAUCUUCCCCCACUGCGGACUGCACUUGAAAGGUGUGAUCCUGAGUGAACUUGAACAUUUUUCACAAAGCGCAGAUCCAGACCUAGUGCGGGAAAGCGUACGUGCCAUAGGACGCUGCGCACAAAGUGAUCCCAGAACUGCUGAUCACUGUCUCUGCGUCCUUUUGGGCCAAAUCACAAGUCUUGACGAUAAUCUUGUUGCGGAGUCACUGACUGUCGUCAGACAUCUCAUUCAGCAGGACCCACCUUCUCACGAGAAGACAGUCAUUCAGCUUGUGAAGCAUCUGGGUCUAAUGAAGAAUCCAGAUGCUAGAGCAACGAUUGUCUGGCUAGUCGGAGAAUUUGCGGGCGUCGAGCCAGAGAGAAAUAUUGCGGCUGAUAUCCUCCGCAUUCUGGUACAAGACUUUGCGAAUGAAUCAGAGGCUGUUAAGCAGCAAAUUAUCCUUCUCGGAGCUAAGGUUUAUCUGCAUCACCUGUUGCGAAACCCUCCCAAGGAGGCGCCCCCACCGGAGCCCAAGCCUGAGAGAAUUAUCAACGAGUGGACAGAGACUGAAGAGGACCAGAAAGAGGAAACCGGAGACGAAGAGAAACCGAGUGAGGAACCAGAGGAAGAUCAAAUGACUUUGCUCUGGCGGUACCUCCUACUUCUUGCUAGAUAUGACUCUUCUUACGAUCUUCGCGACCGAGCCCGUCUAUACAAGGCAUUGCUUGCCUCUCCCUCUUCUACACAACUGGCUAACCUGCUCCUGCUUGCACCGAAGCCCGUUCCCCACGCCCCAAGCCCAUCGGAGACGCGCAAAGAUCUGCUGGUCGGCUCCUCGACCCUUGUCGUUGGCCCUGAUGCUGGUAUGCUUGGCUUGAAAGGCUAUCAGAAUAUCCCAGACUGGGUUGAGUCGGGACAAGAGCCUGAUCCUCGCCUCCGGGAGAAUGAGAUCAAGCCAGACUUCGCAGAGAAGUCUUCCAUGACUGCGGGCAAGCGGCUUGACCGAGCCCUUAAAGACCAUGAGACUAGCGUUGCAACUUCAAGCAGGCAACAGAAUGGCCGGGUCGGAGCGGGUGGCUCCUCAUCCAAAGGAAAGUCACUCGACGAAUGGCUAGAAGAGGCCGAGACAGAAACCGAGGAAGAGACAGAGACAGAGGAAGAGGUGACUGACUCUGAGUACGAGGAGGUGACGGAUGAAGAGGAAACGGACGAAGAGGAGGAGACAGAUGAGGAGUAUGAAACCGACUCGGAGGAGCAUGAGCAGACUAUGGGACUCUUGAAGCAGUGAUACCCAGGAUUAGGGAUGAGGAGAUGUGUAUAGACUAGCUGCAUAAAUCGAAGAUUAUAUAUCUGCAAACCCGAC
Molecule: messenger RNA, 2664 nt
Organism: Aspergillus sclerotioniger CBS 115572
Lineage: Eukaryota; Fungi; Ascomycota; Eurotiomycetes; Eurotiales; Aspergillaceae
Product: AP-3 complex subunit beta
Exons: 2
Coding region: 160-2589 (809 amino acids)
Biological process (GO): vesicle-mediated transport; intracellular protein transport
Cellular component (GO): membrane coat; AP-3 adaptor complex
Source: RefSeq, a predicted model, not a curated record